AUGAGAAACCGCUCGAGCUACGUCCCAAAACUGCCGCUGAGCCCGUCGGUGCUCGAGCCUGCCAGCUCGCCGGAGAAGUCGACGAAGAGCGGGCGAAACAGCGUUGGCUCGUCCAGCCAAUGCUCACCGGUCAAGUCUCACCGCACCAACAACACCUUGUCGCCGGAUUAUUCGCUCCCCGACAUCUAUGCCAACUCGCGUGAGAUUUCCAUGGAAUAUCUGGCCGACCUCGUCCGCGAGAAGAAACAACUCGACAUGCUGCCGGCCGUGUUCCGCAACGUUGAUCGCCUCCUUGAAGAUGAAAUCGCUCGUGUGCGCACGCACAUCUUCCAUUCGGAGUUCGAGACCGAGUCGAUCAAGUUGCCCGAGCCGGUCGGAGAAGUGGUCUCGGUUGUCAAGAAGCUCUACGUACCGACGGACCAAUUUCCAGAGUACAACUUUGUUGGCCGUAUCCUUGGCCCGCGCGGGAUGACAGCCAAGCAGCUGGAACAAGAAACUGGCUGCAAGAUCAUGGUGCGCGGACGGGGCUCAAUGCGCGAUCGCCGUCGUGAGGAAGAAUACCGCGGCAAGCCGAACUGGGAGCACCUGGAAGACGAGCUGCACGUGCUCGUUCAAUGCGACGACACGAAGGAGCGAGCCCAGGUCAAGCUCGACAAUGCCAUCCGCAACGUGCGCAAGCUGCUGACCCCGCAGCCGGAGGGCGCCGACGAGCUGAAGCGCAAGCAGUUGAUGGAGCUGGCCAUAUUGAACGGCACCUUCAAGCCGCACAAAAAUGCUCACGCUCUGCCACGUCUCAGCCCGGCCUAUCCGAUCACGCCGCUGCGCCCGCUCAUCAUGUCGCCCCAUUCGACGUCAAGCCCCGGCAACCUGGCGCUUCCCUCACCGGGCGCCUUCAAGUCGCCCGUCGAUUACAAAUUGAGCCCUUCCGUCUACGACGCCUUCACGUUCCCGCCGUCGCCAGGAUUCCCGGGACAGCAUUCCGGCCAUCUUCCUCCACUCACCCCGGUCAGCGCCAUCCCGUACUUCAACGCGGCCGCUCUGCACAACGGCCAGUUCUUCCACGACUCGCACUUUACCGGAAACCAAUCUCAUCGCUUCCACUCGGCCCUCUGCUUGACGGCUGCGCGAAUGGAUUUUGAAGCGGAACAGGACGGCUACGGGCACAAUUUGCGCGGCGCCACCAGCGAUGCGAAGGUGGUGAUCAAGGAAGAGAGCCUCUCUACAUCGGGAUCUGGCGAAUCGACUGGGGCUUCGUAUGACGAAUCCGGCCACCCUUCGACUCCCGAAGCUGACACCUCGCCCUCGUCUUCCAUCGACAUCUCGCCAUGGCGUACCAGUGGUUCCGUCGAUAUGACCCUCCUCAGCGACGAUCUGCCGUCCUCGAACGCCGAUCCCUCGCCGCAGCCGCAGGCGACCACCGAGAAGAACUCUCACUCUGCCGAGCCG
Mesorhabditis spiculigera is the source of this 1446-nucleotide messenger RNA. The record is from the annotation of a GenBank genome assembly. NCBI's taxonomy places the organism in Eukaryota, Metazoa, Nematoda, Chromadorea, Rhabditida, Rhabditidae.